This is a messenger RNA of Bicyclus anynana (squinting bush brown), 2034 nucleotides long. RefSeq lists its product as uncharacterized. Lineage: Eukaryota; Metazoa; Arthropoda; Insecta; Lepidoptera; Nymphalidae. The transcript has 2 exons. The coding region runs from base 1 to 2013 and encodes 670 amino acids. The record is from RefSeq and is a predicted model, not a curated record.
AUGCAUUUUUACUAUUGCUUUUUCGCAUUAAUUUUUACUGUUUUAAAAAACUCAGCCACUGAUAGGAAUACAGAAUUGGUUUACCCAGAAUGUGGGCUCAUAAGGCCGUCUCCAUCAUCAAUUGGAUUAGUAUUCUUCGUGAUAAUUAACAACACUUCAAACAAAACCAAUUACGAUAUCGAAGUAACACCGGAUGAAUGCUGCCUUGAAAUAGGAGAUAAGGUUGAUUGUGACUCCUUGCAAAUUAUUGGAGGAUGUAAAGAUCAUGUAUCUAGAGGUAAAACAAAGUUAAUAAAAGUUGUCGCGCCCACUUUAAGCCAAUAUAAUAGAAAAGGGAACUGUGCUGUAUAUGUUGAUUCUAAAUCAGGUAUUGGAAAAAAUAAAAGAGAUGCAAUAAACAUCAACUUUGAUACUAGAUCUUAUAAUAAUAAAUUCUAUAACUAUAAGGAUUGUAAACACGAAGAUGACGAUCCAUUUAAUGAUUGUAAGCCAGUUAAUUGUGACACAAGAUAUAAUGGUGUUAAACCACAUUUUAGCAGGAAAGCAAAGAGAUGUGUUGCUGUACCACCGUGCGUGAAGGAAUAUGACUACGAGUAUGAUUAUCCCAGUGUUAUUUACAAUCCGCAAACAAAUCAGUGCAUUGAAGAAUCAAUAGUAGAUGGUGAUUUAGAACAUGUCAAAACAUUCAAUAAAGACUGUGGUAACAAAAGAAAACAUAAAGACGUAUUAAUAAUAAACAAAUUCAAUCCAAAUAAAACAUCGUUUUUGCCCAAUGACAUAUUGAUAGAUGAUAUAGAAACAACUACAAUCAAGAAACUAAAAAAAACGACUAUUAACAAACUACAAGCCUUAAAUCUGAAGGCUCAACAUAAAUCAAUAAUAAAUUCUUAUAAAGAUACUGAUAGAAUAAAAUCGUUCCUAAAUAAAUAUUUUGUCGAUAGUUAUUGGACUUCAAUAACUCUUGUUCUAGUCAUUGUAGCACAAUGUUUAUUGAUUUGCACAAUGAUUUAUUAUUUGCAACAAACUUGCAACUGUUGUAAACAAAAGAAAAAUGUUCGAAAGUUUUUCAACUAUCGGCAAGAUGCAUCUGUUACGACACCAUUGAUUCAUACUAGCAAUAUAGAUACUGAAACGACAGAAUUUCAACAUUUGUCCGAGUCUUCUAAUAACGCUGACCAGAAAGUCAAAUGUUACAAAGCGUGUCAGUUAGAAAAAACUAACGCAAAGAAAAGUAUGUCUGAUGAUAUACUAUCUAAACUUUUGAAUGGACGAGACUGGAAAAAGAAUAAAUCACAGGCUAAAACUGAACUUGAUAAUGUUGAAGAGACAAUAAAACAUUUUCCUGAAAGUAACCAAGUUCAUAAUGUACCCAAACAUGUCGGUAAAAUAAUUAAUGAGACCAAAGUAAUUUUAGAAAAUGAAAAAGAUAACAAUGUUAUGUUUAAAAAACAAACUACGUAUGUAAAAGAAGAUAAUCACACAGAUAACGAUAGAAACGAUCAAGGGAGUGAAGAAAAUAUAUCAUCGGAAAAAGAAAUACAAUGUCACAGUUACAAUCGUUUCCAUACAGAUAUUGCUGAGUACAGGGCUGGCUUAGCCACGAACACAGGUAUUUUGAAAGACGAUAAAUCUAGAAAAGGUACUUCCAAUUCAUCUGAAAAGGGUGCGCAAGCGUACUUUUCAAACGAUUCUAUAGAUGAUUUUCUAUCAGAAAGAGGCGUAAUUUAUUUGGCGGGUGAAAAUAUGACGAAAUAUACAUUUUCCAGCGGUUCUAAUGAAUUAAGACCGUCGUUAACGUCUUCGGCAACAAGCAAGACUUCCAAAAAUUUCGUCAAAAAUGUCCUAUCAUUGUUGAACAAACGAUCCAAGCAAGGGCCUUCGUCAGACCCAGGUCAGAAGAAAGAUAUUGAUCUCGAGCUGCUUCACAUGUCCAGAGCAUCUGUUUAUUCUUCCACCAAUGGUUCGGACUGUGUGAAAAAUUUUAAACGAAAAGAUUCGAGAACUUCUUACUAAUUUUUAAGGUUUUGUAGAUUG